Mercenaria mercenaria is the source of this 6987-nucleotide messenger RNA. Its product is annotated as SCO-spondin-like. The transcript has 50 exons. Bases 74 to 6904 code for a protein of 2276 amino acids. NCBI's taxonomy places the organism in Eukaryota, Metazoa, Mollusca, Bivalvia, Venerida, Veneridae. The record is from RefSeq and is a predicted model, not a curated record.
UAUCAGGCAGUUACUUAACUUUUAUUCAUUUUCAACAAGAUAAAACUUUGAGGACCUUUAUUUCAACAAAGUGAUGCCUCCCGAUGGAAUAGUGACAUACCUCUGGUUGUUAUUUUGCUGUCGGAUAUGCUUCGGAAAUAUCAGGAGGAUACCCGAAGAUGAAGUACAUUCAGUCUCAAGACGCUUCAUUUUUGACAGCAACCACCACUUCACAGGCUGGUCGUCAUGGCAACAGUACGCGGCAUGCUCUACCUUAUGUGUAAGCGGGUAUGAAAAACAAACGAAGGAAUGCUGUGACACAGGGGACAAUAGACUUUGCUAUAACAUUCCAUGGGAACAACUUAAAAGCAGAAUUGGGACAUGCCCGAAUGACGGUCAAUGGGAAACGUGGGAGACCUGGUCAGCUUGUACCGACACGUGCGGACAUGGAGUCCAGCAAAGAGCACGCUCGUGUGUGUUUGACCAAAAUAGACCACAUUGGCAAGACUGUCCUGCAGGAGGCGGAAUCGAGAAACGGUCUUGUGCCAAGCAAGAUUGCCAGGUUGACGGAGUGUGGGCUGACUGGGGUGCCUGGCACAUUUGUACAGCCUCAUGUGGCGGGGGCACGCAGGAGCGUACCAGAGUUUGCUCAUUUAAGAAGGGAUCGCCUCAUGGUGCAAACUGCACUGGAGAUACCCACGACAGUCAGCCAUGCGAAACACAGUUUUGUCCAGUGGACGGAGUACUGACAGACUGGUCGAAAUGGACUUACUGUUCGACCACGUGUAACGGCGGUACCAGGUUCAGAACCAGACGAUGUAUAUUCCCGAACAAUGUUCCACAUGGUGCUGACUGUAUAGGUUCACUUCAAGAUCAGGAACCCUGCAACGAGUCCCCAUGCCCAAUUGACGGAGUGUGGGCUGACUGGGGUGCCUGGCACAUUUGUACAGUCUCAUGUGGCGGGGGCACGCAGGAGCGUACCAGAGUUUGCUCAUUUAAGAAGGGAUCGCCUCAUGGUGCAAACUGCAUUGGAGAAACCCACGAAAGCCAGCCAUGCGAAACACAGUUUUGUCCAGUGGACGGAGUACUGACAGACUGGUCGAAGUGGACUUACUGCUCGACCACGUGUAACAGCGGUACCAGGUUCAGAACCAGACGAUGUAUUUUCCCGAACAAUGUUCCACAUGGUGCUGACUGUAUAGGUGCACUUCAAGAUCAGGAACUCUGCAACGAAUCCCCAUGCCCAACUAGAAUAACAACAAGUACAACAACAACAAGUACAACAAGUGCAUCAACAACACCACCACCAACAACAAAAUCAGGUCAGGCAUUAUGGUCAGAAUGGAGCAAUAAAACUCCUUGCUCUGCAUCUUGCGGACCAGGAUAUGGUGAAAAGACACGUACGUGCUCCACCGGAAGUACAGCAGAUUGCAUGGGAAAAUCAUGGAGUGUGUAUGCAUGCAAUUUAGGCGAUUGUGUCGCUAGAAUAACAACAAGUACAACAACAACAAGUACAACAAGUGCAUCAACAACACCACUAACAGCAACAAAAUCAGGUCAGGCAUUAUGGUCAGAAUGGAGCAAUAAAACUCCUUGCUCUGCAUCUUGCGGACCAGGAUAUGGUGAAAAGACACGUACGUGCUCCACCGGAAGUAAAGCAGAUUGCGUGGGAAAAUCAUGGAGUGUGUAUGCAUGCAAUUUAGGCGAUUGUGUCGCCGGAAUAACAACAAGUACAACAACAACAGCAGCAACAACAACAACUCCAAAACCAGUUUUGCCAUCCUGGACGGAAUGGUCUGCAUAUUUAUCAUGUCAGAAAUCGUGCGGUAUAGGCGUGUCGGUCAGGUACCGUAACUGUAGUACGGGAGUUAACUCUGAUUGCACCGGCAAAACUUAUCAGCUAACGCCCUGUAAUGCUGGGCCUUGCAUAGCUGGAAUAGCAACAACAACAACAAGUACACCAACAACCCCACCAACAACAAAAGCAGGUCAGGCAUUAUGGUCAGAAUGGGGCUAUAAGGUUGUUUGCUCUGCAUCUUGUGGACCAGGAUAUGGUGAAAAGACACGUAUGUGCUCCACCGGAAGUAAAGCAGAUUGCACUGGAGAAUCAUGGAGUGUGUAUGCAUGCAAUUUAGGCGAGUGUAUCGUUAAUGGAGUAUGGACACAAUGGUCGAUAUGGUCACAGUGUUCACUGACUUGUGACGAAGGAGACCGCACGCGCACGCGUAGCUGCUCGUUCCCAAGCGACGCUCCUCAUGGCAACGACUGCUUUGGUCCUGCAACUGACACACAAAAAUGUAAAGAGGCUGACUGCCCAGUUGAUGGAUACUGGGCAAACUGGUCAGCGUGGUCAUUGUGUACUCAAACAUGUGAUCAAGGUCUCAAAUACCGUGCACGCACGUGCCUCUAUGACGACACAAAACCACAUGGUAAGGCAUGCAGUGGUGAAAGAGUGGGCAGGUUGGCAUGUAACGAAGGACCUUGUUCAGUUGAUGGAUAUUGGGCUAACUGGUCAGCGUGGUCAGUGUGUAGUAAAACAUGUGAUCAAGGUCUCAAAUUCCGGGCACGCAUGUGCCACUAUGACGACACAAUUCCACAUGGUAAGGCAUGCAGUGGUGAAAGAGUGGGCAGGUUGGCAUGUAAUGAAGGACCUUGUUCAGUUGAUGGUGUUUGGAGUGAUUGGUUAUCGUGGUCACAAUGUACACACACGUGCAAUGGCGGAAAACAGUCACGUGAACGGGUGUGCACGUUCACGCCUGGAAAGAAACACGGAGCUGAUUGUACCGGGGACGUGAGAGAAUACCGAGACUGCGGAUUACAGGAAUGUGCAGUGACAAUAGCUACAUGGAGUGAAUGGAAUCAACAUACAGACUGUUCACAAUCAUGCGGAUCUAGAGGAUACUACGAAGUACGUAGAAACUGUUCAACUGGUAAUAUGCAGGACUGCGAAGCACUGGGAGGAAAAAAAUGGGCUGUGCGAAGCUGUAACAAUGGACCUUGCCUGACAACUGUUAUCAGGCGAUUAUAUAACUUUUAUUCAUUUUCUACAAGAUUAAACUUUGAGAACCUUUAUUUCAAUAAAGUGAUGCCUCCUGAUGGAUUAGUGACGUACCUUUUGUUGUUAUUUUUCUGUCCGCUGUGCUUCGGAAAUAUCAGGAGGAGACUGGAAGAUGAAGUACAUUUAGUUUCAAGACGAUUCAUUUUCGACAGCAACCACCAGUUCACAGGCUGGGCGUCAUGGCAACAGUAUGCGGCAUGCUCUACAUUAUGUGUAAGCGGGUAUGAAAAACAAACGAAGGAAUGCUGUGCAACAGGGGACAAUAGGCUUUGCUAUAACAUUCCAUGGGAUCAACUGAAAAGCAGCAUUGGGACAUGCCCGAAUGACGGUCAAUGGGGAACGUGGGAGACUUGGUCAGCAUGUACCGUCACGUGCGGACAUGGAGUCCAGCAAAGAGCACGCUCGUGUGUGUUUGACGAAAAUAGACCACAUGGUCAAGACUGUCCCGCAGGAGGCGGAAUGGAGAAACGGUCUUGUGCGAAGCAAGACUGCCCGGUGGAUGCUAAAUGGACAGUAUGGUCGGCUUUUGGUCCGUGCAGCGCCACGUGUGGAGGGGGCUUCCGCGUGAAAUCACGCACAUGCACAUAUCAUCCUACAGCACCAAUGGGCAGAAACUGCACGGGCAGCCGGGAAUUUUCAGAAGAAUGUAAUCCGCAGCCGUGUCCAGUGGACGGAGCACUGACACACUGGUCGAAGUGGACAUACUGUUCGACCACGUGUAACGGCGGUACCAGGUUCAGAACCAGACGAUGUAUUUUCCCGAACAAUGUUCCUCAUGGUGCUGACUGUAUAGGUGCACUUCAAGAUCAGGAACCCUGCAACGAGUCCCCAUGCCCAAUUGACGGAGUCUGGGCUGACUGGGGUGCCUGGCACAUUUGUACAGUCUCAUGUGGCGGGGGCACGCAGGAGCGUGCCAGAGUUUGCUCAUUUAAGAAGGGAUCGCCUCAUGGUGCAAACUGCACUGGAGAUACCCACGAGAGCCAGUCAUGCGAAACACAGAUUUGUCCAGUGGAUGGAGUACUGACAGACUGGUCGAAGUGGACAUACUGCUCGACCACGUGUAACGAUGGUACCAGGUUCAGAACCAGACGAUGUACAUUCCCGAACAAUGUUCCUCAUGGUGCUGACUGUAUAGGUGCACUUCAAGAUCAGGAACCCUGCAACGAGUCCCCAUGCCCAAUUGACGGUGUUUGGCUAGCAUGGUCACCUUGGACCGCAUGCACAGUCACGUGCGGAGGAGGUGUAGAGAACCGCCAUCGUAAAUGCCACUUCCAAAGUAACUUGCCGCACGGCCAGGAUUGUACAGGAACAGCUGUUCAACAACAGUCUUGUGGUACCAGUUUGUGCCCAGUUGACGGUGUUUGGGUAACAUGGUCACCUUGGACCGCAUGCACAGUCACGUGUGGAGGAGGUUUAAAGAAGCGCCAUCGUAAUUGCCAAUUCCCGCCUCGCGUUCCGCAAGGCGAUUAUUGUACAGGAACAGCAGCAGAACAACAGUCUUGCAAUACGAAUACGUGCCCAGUUGAUGGUAUUUGGCUUGCGUGGUCUAACUGGACCACGUGCUCAGCAACUUGUGGAGGAGGAACACAGCGCCGUCACCGUUAUUGUCACUUUGCUCCGCAUGUACCACAGGGAAAUUAUUGUAAUGGGAAGUCUAGAGUCGUUCAGAUUUGCAAUAACAAUACAUGUCCAGUGAUCAAGCCGAGGUCUUGCUUUACUUGCGAAGGACCUCCUGUCAUCUGUGAGAGACUUAAUUCCCCGAGUAAAUGCCCGCCUGAAAAGCAAUUUUGUAUCAACACACUUAACAAUUUCAGGGAUGCAACAAGGACGGUUGAUAUGAGGUGCGGUACCAGAGAGGAAUGUAAGAACGGAUGGUUUGAUAAAUAUGCAAAAGAUAGUAAAUGUACAAAUUUUGACCAAAGUUAUAUCUACACGAACCAGUUUCAUUGCGAGUUUUGUUGUGACACGGACAAUUGCAAUCAGAUAAUCAAUCCUUCCAACAAAUGGAGUCCAAACUUGAUGCCUCCUCAUGGAAUAGUGACAUAUAUUUUGUUGUUAUUUUGCUGUCGGUUAUGCUUCGGAAAUAUCAGGAGGAGACUUGAAGAUGAUGUACAUUCAGUCCCAAGACGCUUCAUUUUCGACAGCAACCACCACUUCACAGGCUGGUCGUCAUGGCAACAGUAUGCGGCAUGUUCUACAUUAUGCGUAAGCGGGUAUGAAAAACAAACGAAGGAAUGCUGUGACACAGGGGACAAUAGACUUUGCUAUAACAUUCCGUGGGACCAAUUGAAGAGCAGAAUUGGGACAUGUCCUAAUGACGGACAAUGGGGAGCGUGGGGCAAAUGGUCAGCAUGUUCCGUCACAUGCGGACGUGGAGUCGUGCAAAGAGGACGCUCAUGCGUGUUUGACCAAAAUAGACCACAUGGUAAAGACUGUCCUGCAGGUGGCGGAAUGGAGAACCGGUCUUGUACCAAGCAAGAUUGCAUGGUUGACGGCGUUUGGCUAGCAUGGUCACCUUGGACCGCAUGCACAGUCACGUGUGGAGGAGGUGUACAGAAGCGCCGUCGUAAUUGCCACUUCCAACCUCAUGUGCCACAAGGCCAGUAUUGUCCGGGAACAGCUGUUAAACAACAGUCUUGCGGCACUAGUUUGUGCCCAGUUGAUGGCGUCUGGUCACAAUGGUCACAAUGGUCAUCCUGUAGUGCAACGUGUAAUUUUGGUUCGAAAACACGUACUAGAAAUUGUACAUAUGACGCUAUGGCACCGCAUGGAAACACUUGCGCGGGAAAAAACUCAGAGACAAAGUUUUGUAGACAUACAUUAUGUGCAGUUGAUGGAAUAUGGUCUCAGUGGACUUCUUGGAGUACAUGCUCAGUGACCUGCGGUUCUGGCGGGACAAGCACGAGACAACGUAAAUGCGCUUUUCCAGUGCCAGGAGCACCACAUGGUAGAGGCUGUACCGGUGUCUCUGUUCAAAAUCGUACAUGUGGCGACAGAAACAAUACCCAGUGUGCAGUUGACGGUGUUUGGAUAGCAUGGUCACCUUGGACCGCAUGCACAGUCACGUGUGGAGGAGGUGUAGAGAAGCGCCAUCGUGACUGCCACUUCCAACCACACGUGGUACAAGGCCAGUAUUGUCAAGGAACAGCUGUUCAACAACAGUCUUGCGGCACCAGUUUGUGCCCAGUUGAUGGCGUCUGGUCACAAUGGUCAAAAUGGUCAUCCUGUAGUGCUACGUGCAAUUUGGGUCGCACAACACGUACUAGAAAUUGUAUAUAUGACGCUAUGGCACCCCCUGGAAACACUUGCGCGGGAAAAAACUCAGAAGCAAAGUUUUGUCAAGAUGAAUUAUGCACAGUUGAUGGAAUAUGGUCUCAGUGGACUGCUUGGAGUACAUGCUCAGUGACCUGCGGUUCUGGUGGGACAAGCACGAGACAACGUAUUUGCUCUUAUCCAGUGCCAGGCGCACCACAUGGUAGAGACUGUACCGGUGUCUCUGUUCAAAAUCGUACAUGUGGCGACAGAAACAAUACUCAGUGUGCAGAUUUCAAAUGCUACGAAUGUGAUACCACUAUACCGGAAAUAUGUGUUGCACUGAAACGUGAGAAGAACUGCCCCGAACCUUACUGUAUCAAUGAAUUUACAAACACUGCGGAUGGUAGAAAACUUCUCGAUAGAAGGUGUGGUACAAAGCUAGAAUGUGAAAAAGAUUGGUGGAGGACGACCAGUGACAGUGACAAAUGCACACUGUUUGACGUCACCCGAACCGUCACUAGCUACGUGCAUUGUACCUUCUGCUGUGUGGACGAACUAUGUAAUGACCAAAUUGUACCACUAUCCAAAUCACUGUAUAAACCAACUUCUUGAGCUCCUAAGAAUUUCGGCACAUAUAUCACUAAAUAAUUCGGUACUUUAAUCUGAUGAAGAAGGAAUAAAUCCAUUUAAUUAUU